AUGCUGCGUCUCCUACUCGGCUCCCUCUCGGUCUCGUUGGCGCUCGCCGUACAACCAACGGCCCCGGAUCCCAUCGCGGCCCCCCUACGCGAUCUAAAAUGGGGACAACUCAACUUCCUUCACACGACCGAUACCCAUGGCUGGCUGGCCGGUCAUCUGCAGGAACCCUCCUACGCCGCAGACUGGGGUGACUAUGUCUCCUUCGCGACCAGGAUGCGGGAAAAGGCAAAUGCACAGGGCGUGGAUCUGCUGGUGGUAGAUACGGGUGAUAGAGUCGAGGGCAACGGCCUCUACGACUCAUCGGAACCGAAGGGCGUCUACAUCUCGGACAUUCUGCGCGAGCAGCAGAUUGACCUAAUCACCGCCGGAAACCACGAGUUAUACAAGCGGAACACCUCCGAGGCUGAGUUCUUCACCACGGUCGUUAACUUCCAUGGGAACUACCUGGCGUCGAAUAUUGACAUCUUGCACCCUGUGACUAAUGACCUCGUGCCGCUAGCUCCCCGCUUUAAGAAAUUCACUACCGAAAACCAGGGAAUCCGCAUCGUUGCCUUUGGCUUCCUGUUCGAUUUCACCAAAAACGACAACAACACCGUGGUAUAUCCCGUCGAACAGACCAUCAAGGAGGACUGGUUUCAGGAUGCCAUUCGGGACCCAGAUGUUGACCUCUUCCUCGUGACUGGCCAUGUGCCUGUUCAUUCACAAGAAUACAAAGCCAUCUUCGAAGAGAUUAGGUCCGUUCGUUGGGAUACACCAAUUCAAUUCUUCGGGGGUCAUUAUCAUAUUCGCGAUUUUGCACGCUAUGACUCGCGAGCCUAUGGCUUGGCAAGUGGGCGUUUUAUGGAAACAAUUGGGUUCAUGUCCAUCGACGGUCUGUCUGCCAAGAAACGACAAAUUCCUGCCUUGAAUGCCCCCAGCUUUCAGCGGCGAUACAUCGAUAACAAUCUCUUCUCAUUUCUCCAUCACACCGAGCUUGAUCAGGAGUCAUUCCACACGGACCUUGGGCAGAAUGUGUCGCGGUUGAUCCAUGAAUUCAGAAGUGCACUCCGGCUAGACGAAGUCCACGGCUGCUCCCCCCGUGAUCUUUGGAUGUCCCGGGUCAAGUAUCCGAGCGAAGAGAAUAUUUACACUUGGCUUGAAACCCAAGUCCUUCCCGAUCACCUGAGGGAUGAAUCUCGCGCGGGACAACCAGCUCUUGCUAUUGUCAACACCGGUGCCAUACGGUUUGAUAUAUUCAAGGGACCCUUCACCCAAGACACCACCUUUAUAGUUUCCCCAUUCACCAGUGGUUUUCGAUACUUGAAAGAUGUUCCCUAUGAAAAGGCCAAACUCGUUCUUGAGGUGUUGAACAAACAGCCACAGAUAUUCACCGAUUCUGCUCGUCAAUCCGACUUUACUUCGUCUCUUGCCCCGCCCGAACGGUCGGCGUAUAACACUGAUGUGACAAUCGAUGAUGGGAAGCUUCUCCAGCAUAGCCAACUAACGGAUCAAGCCGCUGCUUUAAGUGGCGCCGGAUCCAAACCUAACUUUCAGCCUGGAUAUACCACCAUUGACGACGGAGGUGCGGACGGCGACGACACCAUCCACUCUCCCAUCCCUUUCUAUCGUAUGCCAAACUGUAUCCAGGCACAUGUAUCACUCAAUGCCUCGUCAGCCCCAGAUCAUGUUGAUCUCGUAUACAUUGAUUUUAUAGAACCCUACGUGGCACUGGCAGCCAAAUUUGCAGACCUUGACGCUGAUUUUUCGCGGGACAGUGAUGUGUAUAUGCCAUCUAUGACGCUGACCAACCUUAUCUUGAAUUGGGUGAAAGAGAACUGGAGAUGUGAUGAAUGA
Messenger RNA from Aspergillus melleus, 1833 nucleotides. Its product is annotated as metallophosphoesterase family protein. Gene Ontology annotation, biological process: nucleotide catabolic process. Lineage: Eukaryota; Fungi; Ascomycota; Eurotiomycetes; Eurotiales; Aspergillaceae. Gene Ontology annotation, cellular component: cytosol. The record is from RefSeq and is a predicted model, not a curated record. Gene Ontology annotation, molecular function: hydrolase activity. The transcript has 2 exons. Bases 1 to 1833 code for a protein of 610 amino acids.